This is a messenger RNA of Dreissena polymorpha, 2524 nucleotides long. RefSeq lists its product as uncharacterized. The transcript has 7 exons. NCBI's taxonomy places the organism in Eukaryota, Metazoa, Mollusca, Bivalvia, Myida, Dreissenidae. The record is from RefSeq and is a predicted model, not a curated record. The coding region runs from base 59 to 2524 and encodes 821 amino acids.
GCCAUUUUCAUGACGUGUGGAUUUUCGAAAAUAAAAACCGAAAGAAGUUUUACCUCAAAUGUGGUUUCAGUCAAACGCCCCGUUGAGUAUGACCUGCCCAGGGUCCCGUGUGAGCAGCGACAUUCAGAGCCACAUAUGUGAAGAUGACAUAAACAACUUAAAAAAAGAUCUCACUGGUGGUGGUGGUGGCCUUAUGAUGCUCUCCACUAAAAGAUGCUCUUUACCAGACAUGGUUGCGACGUCUUGUUCACCAUCCAAGCGACAUGCAACCAAUGGCAACAUUCCACACUCCUCUCCAAGAUCAGAUCCCAAUAUGGCGGCUGAUGUUCAUACAGUUAAACCAAAGAAACGCUUGUCUGAACCCCUACAGGCCAAUGACUUAAGACUGAAAAUAAACAUGCGUAAACGAAAAAUGAAAAGCCUGGAUGAAGAAAGCAGUGAACCUCUCGUAAAAAAAAAGAGGCGAGUGGGCAGCAAAGACAGGAAAAGUGUGCAAGAGAAUGUACCCAUCAGAAAUCACACACAGAAGUCUGUUAAUGGUAUUAUUGGAACCCCAAAACAACUAUUUGGUGUUACGGAAAGUCCCAAGAAUAAGUACAUGGAACUUAAACAGCUUAACUCUAAUUACUCAGAAAAUAUGAUACCAAACUGCAGGGGAGAGAACUAUUGCGAUUCUGAAGACGGUGAGGUGACAUUUAAGGUUAAUGAUAAAAUUGCUCAUAAGGAAAGCAAAAUGGACAAACACAGGAGCGAGCUGUUAGAUCAGAACUUAAAUAAAAUAUCUUGCAUCAUUCAACCAGAAGAUAUACCGGUACAUAUACAGCAGCUGUAUGAUAGCAAGUUGAAAAACACUAGUCCAGAAUCAAGUCCAUUUAAAGGGAAGCUUAGUGCAUUUGCCAUCUCUGUGAUGAAAGGAAGGGAAAAUUUGGAAAGGCGGAAGAGUUUAGAAUCGGCCUCUGCGACGAUCCGGAGUUCCCCACGUGCUAAUAGGACGAAUAAUCAACGGCCUAACUAUUGUGAGAGAAAGAAGCAUAAGAGGCUGUCUUUAAAUGUGGAGUCUGAGAACCCCAGCAGCAGGUCUGUAAGUGGCCGGAAGGAUGGGAACAAGUCAGGAAAGCGGAAGAGAACACUAACCUUGGAAAGCCCCUUACCAAAGAAAGAAGCCAGUGAUGUCCCUCUGAACAAAUCCAACAAAUCCAAAUUACGUAAUGUUGAUCAAGUUAAAUUUCGUAAACAUAUUGGACAUGAAAAGAAAAAGAACAAAGUAAAAAAGUACAAGCUUAGCUUAGAUUCAAUUGAUAAAGGAUCAUUGAUAGAAGAUUUACAGCACAGGAUGAAUGGGGCUCAGAAACGAAAGAGCCUGCCUAGUGUAAUCAGCUCAGGAACAAAACUUCUGGCUCAGGGACAGUCAUCACCAUCCAGAUCAUCAAGGGCAGCACAGCAUUAUCGUGUGGAUCAGGUAUCAGGUACACCCCCACUGCUUCACAGUCAUUCAUCAAACAAACGCUCCCCAUCACCAUCAAACUCCACCCAACCCUUGUCGCCAAGUUGCCCGUCAAGUCUCCCGAUCUCAAAAAGCAGUCCUGGUACUCCGACCAGGGGCAUCAGUAGAAAGAAACAUGCCCGGGAACAUACAGACUGUACUGACACCAUAGGCGGGGAAAUCCGGGUUCCUUCGCUCGAAGGGGUUAACAUCGUGUCUCCUUCGCGCAAGAAAUUUGCAGGGGCCGGUAAAAAUGCUCUCAGGCUAAAUGGUAAGAUUCAGAAAAAAGAAAAAAAGCGAGACAGCCAUGAUCCGGAUGCUCGCUCUAGCGGAUCAGACCCAAGCCGGAAAUGUCGGAAGAUGUCGCUUGAGGAAACUGUCCAAAUGCUGAGAAAGUCGUCCGGUCAGAGGCUGCAAGAGUACUUCAGGAACAGGGCCACCAUCUCGCCGGGUUGUUCUGACAGCAGGGCGUCGCAGUCUCAAUUGUCAUUGUGUUCUAGCACUCCCGUCAUGAUCCCAACAAAAACUGACUUGCCCAUUACUCCUAAUAGUGAGUCUUCCACGCCGGAGAAACUCAAGGCGGACCCAGGCCUGUCCCACCCAGUGAAGUACAGGGCAGGCUCAUGCAAGGGCUACCUGUUUGCCAAGGAUAACGAGGUGCUGGCUCGCUGGCAUGAUGGCCGCUUCUACCUGGGCACCAUACUCAAGAUUGAUGAGAACCACCAGAAGUGCCUGCUGCGCUAUGAAGACAGGUCCGAGUACUGGUCGCUCUUCAAGGACAUUCACAGAGGAAGCUUCGUAGGCAUCUCAUUUCCAAGUCCACUGCUAGCGUUCAUGACUAAGGCAGGCGUACAAAAAUAUGGACAUGAUAAGGGCCUGCAUCAGUCUGAUUUUAAGUUGAGGGCCAUGUUUCUGUCCUUCCAGAUGGCCUUCAGUUUUGUGAGCGCUGCUGUGGUUAAUUCCACUCUGGCAAGUAUUGCAGCCUUGGAUCCUGCAGCUGUUACAAUUGCUCCCAGAUUUGAAGCUGUUGCCUAUUUCUAG